Molecule: messenger RNA, 5812 nt
Organism: Oreochromis aureus
Lineage: Eukaryota; Metazoa; Chordata; Actinopteri; Cichliformes; Cichlidae
Gene: golga1
Product: golgin A1
Exons: 25
Coding region: 382-3000 (872 amino acids)
Cellular component (GO): Golgi apparatus
Source: RefSeq, a predicted model, not a curated record
CUAAUCGUGACGUCUUCAGUCAUCUGGGGUGAUUACGUGUAAAGUCUCUUGUAUGAGCUGUAGCUCGCUGACUAGCACUGGCUAGCAUCCCGUUGGAAACACAAAGUCUAUAGCUCAUAUUACGGACUGCCACGGCUCCAGCCUUCCUUUCGGUGUUUGUAGAGAGCAAAAAAGGGCGUUUCACGCUCGAGAACCUCACGAAGUGACUUUUAAUCGAAGUGAAAAUGAUUUAGCAGUAUGGAAGUACUAUCAGGAACCUCCUUCAGGUGUUACUGCAUAGGGAAGUGGUGCUGUCUGAGGCGACACAGCAGGGAGCCUUAAACUCUGAGCACUAGGUGAAGAAACUGAACUGCACCCAAGAAGAGAAACUGAAAGAAGAAUAUGUUUGCUAAGCUGAAGAAGAAGAUUGCAGAGGAGGCGGCCACAGCACCUCGGAGUGGUGUCCGCAUACCCCGUACCAUCAGCAAGGAAUCUAUCACCUCAGUGGGAGCAGACUCCGGGGAUGACUUUGCAUCUGAUGGCAGCAGCUCCAGGGAUGACCUUCCUGCCCAGCUCCUCAGAAGAAAUGAUCAGAUCCGAAGGCUGGAGGCCAAGCUGUCAGACUACGCUGAGCAGCUACGAAUUAUGCAGAAGACCAAGGAGAAGCUUGAAAUUGCAUUAGAAAGGCAUCAGGAUUCCUUCAUGAGGGUUGUCCAGGUUCAAGUAGAGCGACCCUCAUGCUCACAGCAGAUCUCAAGACUAGAAGAGAAUCCACUGACCCCAGCUGCUAUCGAGGAUGCAUCCAUAAAGAAACUUCAGGAACAGAAUGACUCUCAUCAGGCCAGCAGAGCCAAAAUGGCAGAGGGGAUGGCUUUAGCGUUGGAGAAGAAAGAUCAGGAGUGGAUGGAGAAAAUGGCCAAUUCAGAGAAAGAGAAGGCUGCCCUGUCAGCUCGGCUAGAGGAGAUGAUGGAACAAAGCUUAGCACUCUUUCAAAAAAGGGACGACCUGGAUGAACUGGAGGGCUUUCAGCAGCAGGAGCUCGCUAAAGUUAAACACAUGUUGCUAAGGAAGGAAGAACUGCUGAGCCAGCGAGAGCGGGAACUUCAGCAGAAGGAGGCUGAUAUUCAGUCGGCAAAGCGAGGGCUGGCCGAGGCUCGGGGGAAGCUCCAGACUCUGGAACGGCAGCACGAGGAGAGCUGCAGACUCAACUCUGAGCUGGAGAUAGAGCGAGAAGAGCUGCUGCUGCUCAGAGAGGAGGCUGACAAGAAGGUCGGCGAGCUAGAGGGACGAUGCCAGGAGCUGCAGUCAGUCAUCCAGCAGGUUUCUGAAGACUUCCAGAAGUCACAGAGUAUGGUUUCCACGUUGGAGAAGUCCCUCCAUGAAUUACAGACAGAACAUGAUGCUCUGAAGCUGCAGCAGCAAAAGGCGGCUGUGACAGUGGAGGACAAGGAACGCUUGUUGGUGGAUCUUCAGAAGAAAGUAACAUCGUUGGAGAGACGUCUGCGGGGGAACCUGAGCCAGGAUGAGCACCUACAGGAGCUGCUGCAGGAGAAAUCUAGUCUGGAGCAAAGUCUGGACGAGACGAGAACAGAGCUGCUGGCUGUCCGGACAAACCACGCUGAUACUGUCAGCUCUCUGGAGGCUCAGGUGUCGAGGAUGAGUGUCACUAUUACUGAGCUGCAGACUCUUCUGCGACACAAAGACGACUCAUCCAGGGCCUACAGAGAGAGGACAGACACACAGAUAGCUCAGCUGGAGCAGCAGGUUGUAGAGAGCAAUGAGAGGCUGAGCAGUGCACAGCAGCAGAUCGCAGAGAAGCAGCAGAACAUGGAGAAACUGCAAGGAGAGCGGAGUGCAGAGAAGGCCUUUCUGGAUCAGCAGCUGUCUUUGUUAGAGCAGCAGAGUCAGGAGAAGAUGAGCCGGCUGGAGGACUGCAUCACCUCUUUACAGAAGGACAAACAGACACUACAGAGCAGGCUGGCUGAUCUGGACAAGCGGAUGAAUGAGGUGGACUCUGUUCUGAAGCAGCGGACAGAAGAACUGGAGCAGUGCAGGGUGGAGCUAAACAGCCGACAGACGCUGAGCACGGAAAUCGCCAAGGCUCUGGAAGAAACCAGACGACAGAAGGAGGGCCUGCAAACACAGGUUGCAGAGCUGAGUGCGGCUCUACAGAGCUCACAGCAGGAAGUGACCACUGUCACCGAGAAGCUAGCACUCAGAGAGGAUGACAUCAGAUCACUCCAGAAUGAGGUGCAGGGGCGACAGGCAUCCCUGGUGGAGGUGCAGGAGGAGGCUGAGCGGCUGAGAGCCCAGCUGGAGCAGGUGGAGCUGGACAAAGACUCCCAGGUCACCAGCCUGAAGGAGGAGCUGCUCACACAGACUCAGCAGCUGGACAGCUGCCAGGCUCGGAUCUCCUACCUGGAAGUAGAGGUGGAAACCCUGACCGAGCAGCUUCACAGUCAUAGUGUAGUCUGUGAGGAGGAUCAGAACGGCAGUGUGACCGUGGAUGACCUGGAUCACAUCCAGAAAGUCAACAAAGAGCUGGAGCAGGAGCUCAGUGACAAGAACAGGACCAUAAAGCAGCUGCAGCAAAGACUGGCAGAACUGAAGAGGACUUUGCAGAAAGAACUGAAAUUAAAACCCGAGUCAGAAGCUGAAGGGAAGGAGAAGCCAACUGAAAGCAGAGCAGAGAAACCAGAGAGAGUUUGUCCUGACCCUGCACCUGCAUCCACCCCGAGUCCCCCGACCUCCAACACCACAGUGACCAACACCUCUGACCUCAAUGACUCAAGAGAAAUUAAUUUUGAGUAUCUCAAGCACGUCGUCCUCAAGUUCAUGUCAUCCAGAGAGGCAGAGGCAUACCAGCUGAUAAGAGCUGUAUCUGUGCUGCUGAACUUCAGUCGAGAGGAAGAGGACAUGCUGAAGCAGACUCUGGAGUACAAGAUGUCCUGGUUUGGAUCGAAGCCUUCUCCAAAGGGAAUCGUCCGGCCUUCUAUCUCAGGAUCAGCUCAUUGGAGCUGAUUUUACAGCAGAAAGAGCUGAAGUGAUGAAGAGACUGAGAAAAAGACAGAGUACCUUCUUCCUGUCUAGCUCCCAACACUGAGCAGGACUCCAGCCUCCCAGUUUUUCUCUGGCUCUGUGGGAGGUGCUGAUGUGCGGACAGAGGAGGGGCUGCACAUCAUCAUUUAGGGACGAAGGCUUACUCAUAAUCAGUGGUGAUUUUUAAAUGACAGUUUUGAUUUUUCUUCAAUCAUAUGACACUAAUCUGAUGUUUUCUUGUCAGCAAAAAGUGAGUUACUAUGUGAGACAGUGAGACAUCACACAGAAGUAACACUAUGACUGUUAUUUUUGGGAUCGCCUCGUUUCUGUCCUUUCUGUUGGAGCAAACAUCAGCGUGACAUGAAGCGAUCUUGUUCACUGGACAGCUAGUUUAGUCUUUGGUUGCUGAGGGUCCUUUAGCUUGUUGUUUAUCACUUAAUUUUAAAUCACAGAGGGCUUAUUUAAUGAAAACGUGUCACUUUACUGACCUGUACAGUUGGCUUUAGUAUCAAUGAGUUUAUUUCAUGGUAUAUAAAUGGUUCACACUGGUGUCAAAGGACCAGCUGUUCUCACAUUCAAGAAUGCUGCAUUGGAAUCUGAAGAGUUAAUCGGGGACCAGGUGUUUGGGUUUAAUGGAUUCAUUUUGCUUCUCUGGUUAUUCACUUGUUGUUAAUCCUCCAUUAACAGCUUUCCUUUGAGGACCUGAUAGCCACCACUCCAUUUCUCUGCCACUGAAGAAGUUUUUGGUCAAUUGAGUCACCCAGAGACCGAGAGAAAUAAAACACAACCAGUUCAAAGAUUGGUCACAUAAAUAUAGAAAUUGCUCUAAUUAAUCAAUACUUUCAUUUGUUUUUUUAAAAUUUGCUUUUAAUAAUUUUUGUUGUAAAUUGUUAAUGACAAACUUUAAAGGUGAAUUAAAUGGCCUCCUGUGGUCUACCUGCAGUACCUGCUUUGCCGUCUAAGGUGCAACAAACCACACUUUGGGACUCAACAGUUAAAGAAAUCAAGGCUGUGAUCAAUGUCCAAUAUGAUCAUCAUAAUCUAAAUUUUUCCUAAUAGAUGCCAAUGCUGACAUUUCUCCAGCUACCAUGCAUGGUGAAAUGUAGUCGCUCUCUGUACUGUGGUGAAUUAGAGAUUUAAGAUCACCUGUGUAAUACCAAUAUGUGCCACAGUGUGGUGCAGUCACAUUCUGAUUUACAGAGGCAGCCUGGGAAAGAAAACUGAUCUGUUUCAGAUCAUUAUGUGUGUUAUUAUGUGAAAGCUGUUUGAUACUCAGAGUACGAUCUCUACGGGCUGUUUUUCUUUUUCUCUCUCCUUUAACACCAGUGUGAAAAAUAUAGACUGUAUAUAAAUUCAACUGAAAUAAUACAAAUGUGGUCAAAGUUUUCAUACAUUCAUCAUGUACAUGAAGUAAUUUAUGGCUUGUAUUUCUUUGAACUAGUUUUUUUUUUUUCUAGGGAUGAAUCAUUUUACAUCAUACAUGUUUCAUGACACAAGGAUACAGUCUCUCUCUCUCUCUCUCUCUCUCUCUCUCUCACACUCACACACACACACACACACGUCUUUAUGUCUUUUAGCUUCACAGAGUCUAUUAACUUCUUGUUGGUGAUUGUUAUUGACUAAAAUUGCUAGUUUCUCUCUGUCAUCAUAAAGUUUUUGUUUGACAGCACUCACUCCAUCAUCCAUUACUAAGAAUAAUGGGAAGUCCAAGAUCGCAGAAGGAGCACUGUGAAUUUACACAAGUUGGGAACGUCUCUUGGACCCAUCCUUAAACAACUGUACUUUUUUUUUUAAGAUCAUCAGUUCAACAACUGCACAUAAGUACAAGUUAUUCCAGUGUCUCACCACCUCACCAAUGUCUGGAAGAAGAGCCGACCUUUCAUUUUGAAAUGAGGCACAUUUGGUUAGGAAUUUCAGGAGCAACCCAGAAACCACCAAGGCUCGGGUCUGCUAUGAACUGCUAACAGCUGCUAAUAACAGCGUCCACAAUGAAGUGAGUUUUACAUCGCCAUGGACUGAGAGAGUGCUGACCAAGAAAGAAGGCCCCACUCCAAAAUGGACGUCUGCAAACUUGGCUAAAAUUUGAAGGACAUGAAGGAGCCAACUGCUCUUUGGAGACAAUUCAAAAUAAAAAAUAAUACCACCCAACAAUACAAAACCCAAUUCUUCUUCUUGUUUUGUUUUUUGUUUUGUUUUUUAAGUUAUUAAAGACAUGUACUGUAUAACCACUCCACCCUGGAAAAAGAACCGUUGAAAGAAAUCAUUAAAGUCCAGAAUGAGAGUUUGUAAACUCCUGACCGCAGCUGUAUAUGAUAAAAAAGGUAAAUGCUCUGUAAAUAAUGAAGGACAUGCUCUGCCUUCACCUGCCUUUGCUGAUGUAAAUCAAAGUACAUUCCACUUGGCUGUUUAUAAAGAGAAAUCUGUACAUACUGUAUGCAUUGAAAACUUUAUAAAUCAGUGGAUGUCAACAGUUUGAUGUGAUCGGUUCAUAGUAUUUAUCGUUAUCAUAGACCUGAGCCCAUACAUGUUUCUGCCCGAGCUCGUCACACUGUCCACAACGGUGUCUUGUCCUGAGUGUCAGUCAUGUGAUUUGAAGUUUUAUCUGUUGAGUUUGUAUAUAGAGAAAGCAAGAGUACAUCUUUGAAUGCAGAUUUGCCAUCAUGUUUUAUUAUUACAGGUAGCAGACUGAUGUGGUUAUGGACACUCCAUCAGCUUUUAUACUCUGAGAAUCAAAGAAAUGAUGAAUGCACUUUUGAACCUGGUUGAUUCUGCUGUGUUAAACACUCAAACAGCU